Messenger RNA from Capsella rubella, 1215 nucleotides. Its product is annotated as probable pectinesterase 56. The coding region runs from base 201 to 833 and encodes 210 amino acids. NCBI's taxonomy places the organism in Eukaryota, Viridiplantae, Streptophyta, Magnoliopsida, Brassicales, Brassicaceae. The record is from RefSeq and is a predicted model, not a curated record. Gene Ontology annotation, molecular function: pectinesterase activity; pectinesterase inhibitor activity. Gene Ontology annotation, biological process: cell wall modification. The transcript is spliced from 3 exons.
CACCAACAAAACCAAAAAACCUCAUUGUCCUCUCUUUCUCUUGCUAACUCAACUUCUCUCUCACUUUCCAACAAAACCUCCAUUUUAUCUCUGCUAAUUUUUUAAAAUUUACCAUUUUUUGUUCUUCCUCACAAUCAAAUCAAAUCGAUUUCACAUGAUUCCGCCGCCCUCCAUUUAUCAACGUAGAUUGACCAAAAUCGAUGGAGUUCUCCUUAUUCCCCCUCUUCUCAAGAUCUUCUUUCAACUUGGUGCCUAAGGAUAAAGGCGCCGACUUCAUUGUUGCCAAGGACGGCACAGGUCACUUCACCACUGUGAACGGAGCAGUUGCAGCUGCUCCGGAGAACAGUAUGAAGCGAUUUGUAAUAUAUGUCAAAAGAAGAGUGUACAGAGAAGUGGUUCGGGUCGGGGUUAAGAAAUCCAAUAUAACUAUAAUUGGCGACGGACAAGACUUGACAAUUCUCACCGGAAAUUUGAACAGCGACGACACCAAGAGUUUUGACACGGCGACACUUGGUGUCGACGGAUUUGGGUUUAUAGCACAAGAUUUGUGCAUUCAAAAUACCGCUGGGCCACAAAAAGGGCCGGCAGUGGCUCUCCGCAUAAGCGCUGAAAGAGUAGUCGUAUAUCGCUGCAAGAUUGAUGCAUUCCAAGAUUCUCUGUAUGCUUAUUCAGGUAGACAAUUUUAUCGGGAAUGUCAUAUUACAGGAACAGUGGAUUUUAUCUGCGGACACGCAACGGCUGUCUUUCAAUACUGCCAAAUUGAGGCACGUAAACCGGCUAAACAACAAAACAAUGUUCUGACCGCACAAUCUCGCGAGAAAAAGUCUGAUUAGUCAGGGUUUUCGUUCCAGAGAUGCAACAUAACCGCAGGUUCCGAUCUUAGACUAACCAAUGGAACUGUAAAGAUGUAUUUGGGACGUCCAUGGCGGGCAUUUUCUAGAGUUGUAUUCAUGGAGUGUCUUUUGGACAAAAUCAUUGAUCCAGCUGGCUGGCUGCCAUGGGACGUAAAGGAUUUGGUAACACUGACAACUCUGUAUUAUGGUGAAUACAGAAACACAGGCCCGGGAGCAGAUACAAGCAAAAGAGUCAACUGGAAAGGUUAUAAAAGAAUUAUUGAUAUGAGUGAAGCUGCAAGUUUUACGGUCGAAAAACUUAUUCAGGGAAAUUUAUGGAUCAACUCUACUGGAGUUCCAUACGAGUUAGGUCUAUGAUUAU